Messenger RNA from Paraphaeosphaeria sporulosa, 840 nucleotides. RefSeq lists its product as uncharacterized. Lineage: Eukaryota; Fungi; Ascomycota; Dothideomycetes; Pleosporales; Didymosphaeriaceae. The transcript has 2 exons. The record is from RefSeq and is a predicted model, not a curated record. Bases 163 to 630 code for a protein of 155 amino acids.
CACGGCACAGUGUUGCUUCGUGCGUACUCAGUACGUACAGUACCGUACUGUACUGGACCAUUGCAGCGUCCCGCGCUGGCGUUCGCAAACUACCUGAGUCGUGUUAGGAAGGAAUAAGAUUUGGGGGUUUGCGUGCGAGUAGCGGCCAGCCGAGACUUCGAGAUGGACCGAUUGUACCACGCGCGUGGGAGAUGUGCGUCGCUGUCGGGUACGGUACACAGGGGCGGAGGGCGCGGGUCGAUGCCUUGCGUUGACGCGAUUGCUCCUCGGAAUUUCCGACAGGGAAGAUCUGACGUGCGAUGGAGAUGUCGAGUACGCGCAAGCUUCAUGGAAAACCCGUAUACAGCGCCUCAGCAGCGUUUCAAGAUUUGCAAAACCUCUGCUUCGAGCUCCAAGCGCGCGCGGCGGGUAUCGCGCGAAAAGUUUUCAGGCGAGUAUUUGGAAGGUUCGCAGAACGGGGUUGGUGGCCUGGCACGGAAGGGUUCGCCUGUCAUGUUGAUGUCGUUCCGACACCGACACCUUUGUCGGUGUGAACAAACCGAACAAUGUACCCCUGUGGCGCACCGCCGGCCUGAUGACGGCCGUCGUUUGAGCAGUCGAGCUCGCGUCCGGCAUACUGGGUCUGGCUAGCUAAAAGUCAAUUUAAAUGUAACUUUGCAUGAGUUGUUUGUGUGGAGAAUCGGGGGCUGAGACACGUGGGAUCUAAGAUGAGAUCGAGGUGCUGAUGAGAUCAGAUGAAGAUCUGCUGGUGAGAAGCUCGAGUGUGUAGAGGAGGGUCAUGUGACAUGGCGUCUUAUCGAUAGCGUUGCCGAGGCGCGCGUGGUUUGUGCGCGUGUUUUC